Paramecium octaurelia is the source of this 910-nucleotide messenger RNA. Lineage: Eukaryota; Ciliophora; Oligohymenophorea; Peniculida; Parameciidae. The record is from the annotation of a GenBank genome assembly.
AUGAAAUUCAUUGCACUAGCGAUGUUAGUGAUGUUAGCAACAUCACAAGAAUUCGUAGAAUUUUACUCUGCUUUUUCAAAUGCAGACGUAGGUUAAUUGGAUGGUUGGACAAUACAGGGAUAAUUGGCAAAAGCUUAAGCGGAUAAUUUCUUUACUUGUUCAGAUGCAGCUGUAUUUGGAGGGCCUAAGACAUUCGGUAAAGGAGCCAUAGUGACUAGACAAUUUUAAUUACCUCCACAUUUUUAGAUUAAAGUAUAAGUUGAAGUCUGGAAGUAUAACAAUUCAUUAAUUUUAGAUUUGAUGCUUGGGACACUUAAAGAUAGUUCUUUUAUUUGGAUAAUUACCUUUGGGAAACUAUGUGGACUGGAAGUGAUGGAACAAAGAGAUGUGCAACUCCAGCAGGUGGUAAUGUGAAUUCAUUCUCAGUUGAUUAAACAAUUACUCAUAAUCAUGCAGCAUUAUUUAUUGCAUUUGCAUCAUCAGCUGAUAAGGCUGCCGAUAAAGUAUAAUAAUUACAAAUCUUUAGAUGUCUUGGGGUAUUAGAAAAUUGAAAUUAUCUUAUUUGCCAUGUCCAGCUGAAUGUGGUACAUGUCUUGGACCAGAUGCAAUUGUUUGUUAAAUGUGGGUACCAGUAUCAUCAAGUUGGAUAAAGAAUGUAGAUGCUGAUGGAUGGAUUGCAAAAGGAUCUUAAACAGCUAUUAAAUCAAGUACUUGUGCAGGAAUUCCAAUUAUUGGUGGUCCUGGUAAUUUUGGUAACAAUGUAUCAAUAUAAAAAAUCUUUGAUAAACUUGUUCCACAUUAUAGAAUUAAGGUGAUAGCAUAAUUUUGGAAGAUUGAUAAUUGGGAUAAUGAUAAUGCAGUUUUGUCUAUUGAUAAUCAAGAGAAGUGGAAAUAAAAUGUNAAUGAAUGA